This is a messenger RNA of Saimiri boliviensis boliviensis (Bolivian squirrel monkey), 1775 nucleotides long. The record is from RefSeq and is a predicted model, not a curated record. NCBI's taxonomy places the organism in Eukaryota, Metazoa, Chordata, Mammalia, Primates, Cebidae.
AUGACUAUGGGGAUCAAAUCCCGUUGCAACGAUGAUCUGACAAGGAAGCCCUCUCUGGACACUCCACUCUCCAAUGUUCCCCAUAAAAGUCCCUUUCCCAGGAGCCCCGAGGCGCCUCUGCACGCCUUUCGCAUAUUCUUUGCAAGGACACUUCAUCCGAGUAGGGCCACUCGUCUCAACUCUGCAAACCCCCUUCUUCCGAUCGCGACCACUCCCCGAAGAGUGAGGCCCGGCAGGGUACGCAGCCCGGCGGCCGGCCCCGAUUCCAGGGACUCCGUCCCCGCCGGGGUCCCGGAUCCGACCCAGAGGGCCCAGCAGCCGCCGCGAGGCCGGACUCACCUCUCCCCGGCACGCAGACGCCGACUUCCGCCCGCACUCCGCCCCCUGCGCACUCCUCCCGCCGCGCAUCCCGCGCAUCCGCCCCGUCACGGCCCGUGCGUCACGCUGCGGGGGCACGUUACGCACGCUCGUGGCUGGCCGCCGGCCCUGCCCGCGGCUGGGCCAGGGUCCUCCUCACGCGGAGGGGUGACGCGGCGCGAGGGGGCGCUGGGCUGCAACACGCUUCCCCAGCCCAACCCCCGUCGUGAGGCCGAAAGGACUUUACGGGGUGAGGCGCUGCCCCGGGGUCCCACCUGCCGGGGGAAGGGAGUUCGCAGACCCCGCAGGAAGGCCCAGACGCCGGGGAACGGUCUCGCCCAUACCACAGAGAGGCGGCCCCUCUUUCUCCAGAAGAGGGCCGUGCGACCUCCCAGAGAGGGGAUCCCUCACAAUGGGAAGACGGGACCCGCAGACUUCAGACGCACUUCCCUACCCUCUAAGAAAGGGCCCUUUCAUAUACGAAGAGGGCAUUGGAACAUGGACAUUCAACAGAGGAAGACACGUGAGGACACAGCAAGAGGCCAUCUAUAAGCCAAGGAAAGAGACGUCUGAAGGAGCCAAUCCUGCCAACACUUGGAUCUUGGACUUCUAACCUCCAGAACUGUGAGAAAAUAAAAUUUCUGUUGCUUAAGUCAUCCACUCUAUGGUACUUUGAUAUGGUAGCUUUAACAAGUGAAUACAUCUUUCCUGGUUUUAAAUGUUGUUACGUGAGUUUGGAACGGCUGCAGCCAUUCUGCAGAAGGGCUGAGAGAAUUGCACAGAAGCUUAGAACCGUCAUAUCACAAAGCCAACCCUGGAAUCAUCUACUUUCAGACUUCUUGUGAAGAGAUAAUAAGUCACUAUUGUUUCAGUUGCUUUAGGUGUGGGAGUUCUGUUACUCACAACCACAAGCAUCCUAAUUGAUACAAGCAAGGAUACAGACAUUGUGGUAUUGCAGGGACACCAAGAAGAGGCGUCUAGAUGACAAUUAAGCUUGGAUCUUUAAAGAUGUGCAGGAAUUAAUCAAAUAAAGGACUGGACAAAGGGCAUUUCAGGUGGAGAGGAUAAUAACAAGAGCAGAGAAUACCAGAUAUGUGAGAGAAACUUAGUUACAAGCCUUUGUAACCUUUGGGUGCUGUAGGAAACUCAAGUGUGGAGCUGAGAGUGGCAAGACACCAGGCUGCGGAGGUUGGCAGGAGUUGGAUAAUGGAGUGAGACCUCGGUUGCUGCUAAAGAGCUGUGACUUUUUUCUGUACUGGCUUGAUCAGAAUUAUGUGAAUGGAAGAUAAAUUUAAGGGAUCAAAAUUGGAGGCAGGAUUCCAACCAGAAAUUUUAUGAGCAUUUAGGAGAGAGAGGAGGAAACAGAAUCAAGGCAGUAGAAUGGAGAGAGAAAGGAAUGACUGAUUCUAAAAAAUUCA